ACAAAUAAUGAAUACCUGACUUAUAAACCUAUAAAAAUGGAUCAAAACAUUUAUGGUUUUAUAUUCUUUCCAGAUAAGCCGCAACCACAAAAAAAACUACAUAAUAAACCGCGCUGUAUAUGCAAUUAAUGUUUCUGAAUGGCUCAUAAACACGUCGUAUAUGUAUAUAUACCUGUAGGUACUCAGAUUUCGUAACGACCGGAUCGUGGUUGAAUAGCGCACUGGUUAGGUUGAAUCCGCUUCUUCGUACGAUAUUGUUGAAUCGCGUCAAUUUAUGGUUUAGCCAUUCGAAAUUCUUUAACGUGGAUUUCUUCGAACCGAACAAAUUCUUUGCAAAUUGCAAUGAUGCACAAAACGCGCAGUCGAUUAGAUAAUAGGCUCGAUCAACCGAUGGUUCCUUUCGCCGAUGAGUUUCGAACAUUGUUUUUUCGCGACAACGAUCGUUUUGCACACAAAGCGCGUCGAUCGAUGGGAACUUAUACAGCACGCCUUGGUUGGGUGUUCGGAUCGAGUAAUGAAAAAGAAAAAAAAAUAUCGUAACAUUAACAAGACCACGGACGCUCACACGUGAAGUUCAAAAAGGCAACGGGUUCAAAAGUUUUCGACUUUUGAAAACGCUCGGGGGGACACUUGUCGCCAUUCGCAAACCGACGCACAGGAAACCGAUGGGGGACCGCGAACUUCGAGUCGACCAAGCCGAAACGGAUUCGCUAGACCACACGUCGGGCGGCGGGCAUGUCUGGGUGCUGCCAACUGUCCGGCGACAACACGACCGAAAUAUCAAAGCUCACUGAACGAGCAACGUUGGCCGUCGGUUAUUUCAUUUGCCAAAGCACAACACAAAAGUGGAUCCCAAUACAUCACCAUUCACCACGAGUCUUCGCGGUCCGCUCGUUGUGUUCGGAUUAUUUCACCCUUCGAUCGCGGCCACACGAAUCCACCACCGCUGCGGACACCCGUCUUUCGUAUUCCGUGCACAUUCUCCAGUCCAAACGAGCAAUUUAUUAUUCAAAAUAAAGCCGAUUGCCAUUUAAAAUACAUGAGCUGCACAAAUUAAUUCUAUGCUGUAAUUAUAACAAACGUAAUUCUUUUAGUCGUCUCCAAAAAUUAAGCACAUCUUGAAUCAUUAAAGUUUGAUAUUUAUUAUACCAAAGUCAUUAUGUGGUCCCUAAUUAAAUUAGCAUAUUACGCUUGCAAUGAACCAGAGAAAUAUUGGUAUAACACUAAACCAAAUAAUGUUGUAAAAGUAAAUUUGGAAUCUUGUUGCCACGAAAUAAUAAAAGUCAUCAAAGGGCGUAAGAAAAAAUAUUUAAUGGAUAUAGAGUUGUGCAGCAUUGCUUCAAAUAAUGGUCAUUUGGACUGUUUAAUGACUGCUCAUCAAAUGGGAUCUCCAUGGGACAAAAGAACAUGUUCAAUUGCUGCAAGAAAGGGCCAUCUUUAUUGUUUACAAUAUGCCCAUGAAAACGGGUGCCCUUGGGAUGCUAGUACAUGUUACAGCGCUGCUAAAGGUGGACAUUUACAUUGCCUAAUAUAUGCCCACAGUAAUAAUUGCCCGUGGGACGAAUAUACAUCAAAUUGGGCUGCAAGUGGUGGCUAUUUAGACUGUUUAAAAUAUGCUUAUAGAAAUGGAUGCCCUUGGAACGAAAAAACUUGUAUGAUGGCAGCUUACAAUGGACAUUUAAACUGUUUAAAAUUCGCUUUUAAUCAUGGAUGUCCAUGGGAUGAACAAACGUGUACAUGGUCUGCUAGAAAAGGUCAACUAAACUGUUUAAUAUUUGCCCAUAAGAAUGGAUGUCCUUGGGAUGAAAAUACGUGUACAAAGGCUGCAAUAGGUGGACACUUGCAAUGUUUAAUGUAUGCUCAUGAUAAUGGAUGUCCUUGGGACCAAAAUGUAUGCAAUUUUGCUUCCGCUAACGGACACUUGAAUAUUUUGAAGUAUGCGCAUAACAAUGGAUGCCCAUGGAACGAAAAAACUUUGUACGAGGCUGCAAUAAAUGGUCAUUUGCACUGUAUCGAAUAUGCCCAUACGCAUGGAUGUCCAUGGGAUAAAAAAACAUGCAAUGGGGCUGCCAAUAGUGGUCAUUUGAAUUGUUUACGAUACCUUCAUGAAAAUGGUUGUCCGUGGGAUGAGUAUGUGAUCUACAUGGUUGCAAAACAAGGACAUUUGGACUGCAUGAAAUAUGCCCAUGAAAACAAAUGUCCAUGGCAUGAAAGUACUUGUUAUUUGGCAGCAGUGGGACGACAUUUUGAAUGUUUGAAAUAUGCUCGUAGAAAUGGUUGUCCGUGGGAUGAUGUAACGAAAAAAUGGGCCAUCGAAUAUGGGCAAUUUGAUGAUUAUUUAUAACAUACUCAUAACAGUCUUAACUAAAGAGUGAGGAGCUAUUUAUACAAUUGACAAGUUUUUACAACCAUGCAUAUCAUUUUUUAGUAAGAUUAAUUUUGGUUUACAACCUGAACUUUUCUAUUUGCUAAUUUUUUUUUUGCAUUUUUGAGUUAAUGUUUCAUUAUGAUGUUGUAAUAUUUGACUUUUGACUAUUGCCAUAUGGGAGAUAUGAACUAACUUUUCAUUUUUUUUUUAUUCCUUUGUCAAA
Sipha flava (yellow sugarcane aphid) is the source of this 2591-nucleotide messenger RNA. RefSeq lists its product as uncharacterized. Lineage: Eukaryota; Metazoa; Arthropoda; Insecta; Hemiptera; Aphididae. The coding region runs from base 1160 to 2344 and encodes 394 amino acids. Gene Ontology annotation, molecular function: protein binding. The record is from RefSeq and is a predicted model, not a curated record. The transcript has 4 exons.